GGUUCCAGAUAAUUUAGAUAUUGAUACCUAGUCAAGUUUUAAGGAAGAUAAAAACUUGUAAUUAGAUUAGAUCAAAAUGUCUAGGAGACCUGCAGGAGUAGCAGCUAUUAAAAAUAAAAAUCUUGCCCAGGCUAAGUACAAAGAUAAAGGUACUGAAAUUGCUGAGAGUCAGUUUGCACAGAUGGGAAAACAAAUGGAAAUGUUUAAACAUAAUCUUGAAGACUUUGCAUCAAAACACAGAGAAGACAUCAGAAAAGAUCCAGAGUUUAGGCUGCAGUUUCAAGAGAUGUGUGCCUCGAUAGGCGUGGAUCCAUUAGCUUCAAGCAAAGGCUUCUGGGCUGAAAUGCUGGGGGUAGGAGAUUUUUACUAUGAAUUGGGAAUUCAAAUUGUUGAAGUUUGUAUGGCAACGAGUAAAAGAAAUGGAGGUUUAAUUGGAAUUGAAGAAUUAAGGAGAAAAGUAGAAGCAUCCAGGGGACGGAACUCACAAGCAAUUAGCAUAGAUGACUUGUUGAGGUCAAUCAAAAAACUGAAAAUUCUGGGCAAUGGGUUUUGUGUGCACAGAGUAGGAGAGAGUUAUCUUGUCCAGUCCAUUCCAGGGGAGUUAACUCUUGAUCACACUAUAGUUCUACAGCAUGCACAGGAAAAUGGUCAUGUAACACAGUCAGGUCUUAUCAAAUCUUUACAAUGGGAAAAAGAAAGAGCUAAACGAGCAUUGGACUUCAUGGUCACUGAAGGUCUGGCCUGGGUUGAUGAUCAAAGUGGAAGUGAGCGUUCAUUUUGGUUUCCUAGUCUCAUCCCAGAUUUUUCCACUUCAGUCAGUUGAUUAAACAUUCAAACUUGUUCAUACAUUUUUUAAAUGUACUUUGUGUCUGCUGAAACGUCUUUAAAUUAUUUAGGGUUGUCUAUUUAAAAAAAAAUUGGAGUUAUACAAAUAUUUUGUCUUACUAGAACAAGAACAUAAUGUCUUUACAUAGUUCCUUAUUUUACCAAUCUUUUGUUUUAAGUUCUCUUAAGACAAGCAAAACAUUUCAACAUUUCAUCUUACGUAUAACAUAAUAAUUGAGUCUUUCAAUCAUAAUACAGGAAUGUAUUAUGUAUUAUAUAAUAAUUAUUGGUGAAUUAAUACAAUACCUUUGUUCUUGUUUAAUUUUCUUUUCUACUGUUAAAUGUUGUUUGAAUGACUGUUGCAGUCACUGUUAGUAGUGUUAGAAUUGGCUGUUAUGUUUUCCUUUGUUCCAUUUUUUGUAAUUUUUUUUAAUGAGAAUCUGUCAUUUGAUAAUAUAAUUAUAAUUGAUUUACGAAGUGAACAAGAAUUUAGUAUGAAAAUAUAUUUUCUCUA
This is a messenger RNA of Physella acuta, 1339 nucleotides long. RefSeq names its product vacuolar-sorting protein SNF8-like. Gene Ontology annotation, biological process: protein transport to vacuole involved in ubiquitin-dependent protein catabolic process via the multivesicular body sorting pathway. NCBI's taxonomy places the organism in Eukaryota, Metazoa, Mollusca, Gastropoda, Physidae. Gene Ontology annotation, cellular component: ESCRT II complex. The record is from RefSeq and is a predicted model, not a curated record.